AUGAUGGAACAAUUAUCUCUCCGUAAAUUUCUUCUUGCCUCACUUUUUACAUUCAUGAUUAGCAUGGCAUUGGUUACCUUCUUUUUGGAUUCACCAUUGAAUGCUGCUGCUGAACCUGAGAAGAUGAAGCUGAUUAAAAUUAAUACUGAUGAUGAGGGAACAAUGCCAAUGUUUAUCAAGGAAACUUAUGAUAAUAGUACUCCACCUUAUGUUUGUGAUGCUAGUCAAACAAAAUCCAAAAUGGUCAUGUUCUUACUUUCAUUCUUUGUUGGAGGUCUUGCUGUUGAUAGAUUUAUUAUGGGAUAUACUUGCAUUGGAGUUGCCAAGCUUUUAGUUCCAACUUGUGGUAUUUGGCAGCUUGUGGAUUGGAUUUUAAUCUUGACUGGUGGAUUGUACAUGGCCAAUGGUUGUGCUCUCAUUCAAGACAUGUAA
Messenger RNA from Naegleria gruberi, 432 nucleotides. RefSeq lists its product as uncharacterized. The transcript is spliced from 3 exons. NCBI's taxonomy places the organism in Eukaryota, Heterolobosea, Eutetramitea, Acrasida, Naegleriidae. The coding region runs from base 1 to 432 and encodes 143 amino acids. The record is from RefSeq and is a predicted model, not a curated record.